Plodia interpunctella (Indianmeal moth) is the source of this 1382-nucleotide messenger RNA. Its product is annotated as lambda-crystallin-like. Bases 273 to 1244 code for a protein of 323 amino acids. The transcript is spliced from 6 exons. Gene Ontology annotation, molecular function: L-gulonate 3-dehydrogenase activity; NAD+ binding. NCBI's taxonomy places the organism in Eukaryota, Metazoa, Arthropoda, Insecta, Lepidoptera, Pyralidae. Gene Ontology annotation, biological process: fatty acid metabolic process. The record is from RefSeq and is a predicted model, not a curated record.
CACAGAACUAGAUAGUUAAAUGAUAAUCAGUUCUAGAACAAAGAACGUACUGAACUAAUUCAGCAAAUAAUAUCUCUGUCAACAUUGUAUGAAUUAAAUGACUAUCUUUUCAAAGACUACAAUGCUGUUUUUGUUUGUUUAUCAGUUAAGUACUGAGGAACCCAGUCGGGAAUAUCGGCAAAAUAAAGUAGCCUUUAUAAAAUCUUCAAACCAUCACCAUUUGAUGUCUGUCAAUUACUUACGUAUAACGUUCAUAUACGGAACACUACACGAUGAAUUCCAAGACUAGAAGCGAGAAAAUUGCUCUUUAUGGCAGUGACCUGCUAGCGCAGUCUUGGGCAAUGACUUUUGCAUCUGUUGGUUAUCAAGUCGUGUUGUAUGACUCCCAGAGGAAAAACGUUACAAUAGCUCUCGAAAAUAUAAGCAAGAAGCUCAAGAAUUUGGAAGUUGAUGGGCUUUUGAGAGGAAAUCUAAAUGCCGAGGAAAAUCUACAGUGUAUUGCUGGUUCAUCAGACAUAAACAGCGCAUUCAAAGAUGCCGUUCUCAUUCAAGAGUGUGAAGUAGACGAACUAGAGCACAAGAAGAAAGUUUUCCAAGAGCUGGAUGGAGUCGCUGAUGUCGGGACCAUCAUGUCCAGCUCCACCGGAACAUUCCGUCCGUCGCUAUUUUCUGAGGGACUCAAACACAAGUCACAGGUGAUAGUCUCUCAUCCAGUCAACCCCCCAUAUUUUGUGCCCCUGGUGGAGGUCGUACCUUCUCCCUGGACCAAACCAGAGACAAUAGCAACGACUAAAGACAUAAUGACCAAGGUCGGCCAGACACCUGUGGUUCUAGCUCGGGAGAUAGAUGGAUUUAUAACCAGUCGUAUCGAGUACUCAAUCUUGAACGAAGUAUGGAGGCUGAUCGAAGCCAAAAUCAUGGACGUGCGGGAUAUAGAAAAGGUGAUGUCUGAAGGGCUGGGGUUACGGUACGCAUUCUAUGGUACGCUGGAGUCCAACCACUUAAACGCAGAGGGCAUGGAAAGUUCGAUUGAAAGAUACGGAGAAGCGAUAUACCGCGUGUCCCAAUCCAUGACUGGCAUCCCGCGCCUGACCCAGAGCCCCAUCACCAGCAAUAUAUGCCAGCAGCUGAAUCAAAUGGUUCCGUUAGACAGCUUGGCGGAAAGACAACAUUGGCUGGACGAAGGUCUGGCUCGCCUUGGUGUACUGAAGAAAGACAUGAAUGAAAUAUACAAUAAAAACUAAUCUGAUGGUUAGAUACAAAUACCUAUAUCGUUGUAACUUGCGUAUUGUUUCUUUUAUUCCCAAUUAUUGUUUUUGUUCAUAGUAGGUAGCGAAUAAGUAUUUCUACCUAUUAUGUAAAGAAAUAGAUAACCUUUUUUA